Messenger RNA from Penicillium cataractarum, 2223 nucleotides. RefSeq names its product anoctamin family protein. The coding region runs from base 1 to 2223 and encodes 740 amino acids. NCBI's taxonomy places the organism in Eukaryota, Fungi, Ascomycota, Eurotiomycetes, Eurotiales, Aspergillaceae. Gene Ontology annotation, molecular function: chloride channel activity. Gene Ontology annotation, cellular component: cortical endoplasmic reticulum. The transcript is spliced from 4 exons. The record is from RefSeq and is a predicted model, not a curated record. Gene Ontology annotation, biological process: chloride transmembrane transport.
AUGUCUUGGCUCGCGGGGCAGGAGAAGCAUGGCCAUGACGAGAGCGAUAAUCUCGGUGUGGACUGGGUGCUACAGUACGAGUUUGAAGACAUUGAUCAGGCACAAGCUAUAUCCGAGUUUCGCACACUUAUUCAUGACCUAUCCGAAGCUGGCCAUCGAGUGCAGGUCCGCCAUGGCCAUGGCUCGGCAUUGUUGGUGUGCAUUCGUGUACCCAGAGACCAUCUGGGGAAGAUGGUACAUCAAUCAAGGAUAAAAGAUUGGCUGUUCGGCAUAACACACACCCUCCCGACUGGCGACGAAAAUACCGUCGCUACAGCUGAAACGCCAUCCGAGGAAAUUCGCUCUGUUUAUCACGCCGUUACUUGGAAGAAAGAACUCGGUGGCGCUGGAAUUACGCCACAGUUCGGCAAGUGGAAGAAUAUUACUGCAUCAUUCCCAUUGCAUGAUCGGGAUGCGUCCUCGGAGUUGCUAAGCAAAUGGAAUCGCAAGACGAAUUUGACGGCCGAGGAUUUGGACAUAAUUCGGGCGCUGUUUGGUGAAAAGGUCGCAUUCUAUUUCGCUUUCAUCCACUGUUACUCCAUCUUCCUGGUCUUCCCAGCUGCGCUAGGAAUUCUAGGAUGGUGGUUCCUCGGUCCGUACUCGAUCAUCUACGGCAGUGCGUUAUGUAUCUGGUGCAUCGUUUUCGUCGAGUUCUGGAAGAUCCGCGAAGCAGACCUCAGUCUGCGAUGGAAUGUCAAGGGCGUGGGCCAUUUAAAGGUCAAUCGCACCCAGUACCAAUGGGAGAAAGAAGUGAAAGAUCCAGUUUCGGGCCAAGUAACGCACACCUUUCCUGGAUGGAAACAGUUCAUACGGCAGAUGUUGCUGGUGCCAUUUGCGAGUGUGGCUAGUGUCGCGUUGGGGACUUUGAUUGUGGUCACCUUUGCUAGCGAGGUGUUUAUCUCUGAGGUAUACAAUGGCCCAUUGAAGGGCUAUUUGGAGUUUGUGCCCACGAUUUUAUUCUCGCUCUCGUUACCGGCGAUUACUUCCUUCCUCACGAGUAUCGCGAACAGGUUGACCGAGUACGAGAACUACCGGACGCAGGAUCUGUACGAUCUCGCCCAGACACAAAAGACCUUCGUCAUGCACUUUAUCACCUCAUUCCUGCCGACAAUACUCACGGCCUACGUCUACGUUCCUUUCGGCCAUGCUAUAGUCCCACAUCUGGAUAUCCUGCGACGAGUUGGUAUCAACAUGGCCAGCCAUAAGGACUUUGAAGUGGACACCUCCCGAUUCCAGGCCGAGGUUAUUUACCUCUCUAUGACAGCGCAAGUCUUCAGCUUCGCCGAAGAGAUCGUCCUACCCUACGUCAAGCACGUCCUUUGGCAAAAAUGGCAAAACUACCGCGACCGCAAAGCAGGACUUACCCGUCAACGCAGCUUCUCCAAAGCAACUGACCUCCUCCUCAUCGACGCCGCCGAAGAAUCAUCCUUCCUAAAACGAGUUCGCAGCGAAGCAGACGCAGAAGAAUACAAAGUCGAAGAAGACAUCCUGGAGAUGUGUGUGCAAUUCGGUUACCUGGCUCUCUUCGGCGUCGCAUGGCCACUCGUCCCUCUCGGUUUCCUGUUGAACAACUGGCUCGAAGUGCGCGGUGAUUUCUUCAAGCUCACGCUAGAAUGCCAGCGUCCACCACCCAUCCGCGCAGACUCGAUCGGCCCCUGUCUACUCGGCCUAGACUUCCUCGCAUGGCUGGGCACACUCUCAACAGCGGCAAUCGUCCACCUCUACCGAGGCCCCAUGUCCGAGGUCCGCCUCUCCCGACUCCUCCUGACAGUCUUCAUCGCCGAACAAGUCUACCUUGGCAUCCGCUUCACCGCAUCAACAGCCCUCCAAAAGAUCUUCAGCGACACCCUCCGCCGCGAAGAAGCUGGUCGAUACGCCGUACGAAAGACAUUCCUAGAAGCACACCAGUCCCGAUACCGCUCGCCGGAUUCGCCGUCCCGGGUACGCCAGCGUGUGCGUUUCCACGAACGGGUGAACGUGUAUAGCAGUGAUACUGCGUCAGCGGAUGGAUCGCCCUCGCCGACGAGCGAGCAGCCGCAGGAUGAGGUGUUGAGGGGAUCGGAUCGGGAGGCUGAGUUUUGGGAGGCGAGGGAGUGCGAUACUGCGGACGCGGGCGUCAAGCUGAUUCGUGCUUUGACUGCGGGGAGGAGUGGGAACGAGGGUAAGGGGGUUAAACAGGGUUAA